CUCUUCAGGCCGUAUUCAUGUUGUACCUCCUAGAAAGAAGAAGGAGCGACCCGACGUCAUCCUUCCAUACAAUCUUGCUAGCAGUCUCAGCCAACUCACUCCAACUUCAUCUUCUGCUGCACCACUAACAUGAACACCUCCAUCUCCACCUCCAUCUAUCUUGACGCUGGAUUGACCAGAAGAGGUAAGAGGUAGAGUAGACGACACCAACAUGCAAGCCAUACGCGACAACCUCGUCUACAGCUCCGGCUACCUCCAAGGCCGCACUGCGAGCCUGCCGACCAGCUUGGGAGACCUAUAUGGCACCACCAUGUCCCAACUGACCAGCUUCGUGACAUUGCCGCUUCCACUCAUCUCCUUUCUGGCCAUACCACUCUACGGCAACUCCUCAACCACCGUCAGCUUGGCAUUCUUCUACUUGACCUGGAGCAGCCUAGUCUGGAGCAAAGGGCCGUUGACCAUCGAAUUAUAUGGUACCCUCACAGUCAGGUUACUGUGUUACCUGAUUCCAUCGCUCCUGGCCGUUGUCUUUGACUCUGCAUUACCGAAUCUGAGUCGGAAAAUCAAAGCUGACGGAAAGGAUCAUCUACCCCAUCGUCUGGGCCGCGAAAAGGUGCUGCGUAUAGUUGCUGUGGCCACUGGAAAUGUUUUCCUGGGAGUCUUGGUACAAGCAGCGCUGGAGCUCAUCACGACUCGUGUGUUCCUUCUUCGAAGUCUGCUGAAGGUCAGCAAAAUUGUGCCUAUGCCCUGGACUAUUCUCAAGGAUAUUCUGAAAGGCUUCAUGGUUCGUGGCCUCGUACACUACGUGGUCCAUCGAUAUCUACUGCACGAAUGGCAGUCAGUCUUGAAGGAUUGGCAUGUACAGUGGCAACAUGGUAUCUCCAUGACUCUCGGCAUUGGAGCAGCAUACGACCAUCCAGCCACAUAUCUACUUGCCGUCUUCUUGCCAACGUUUCUGCCAGCUGUGUUGUUCCGCUGGCACGUACUGACAUGGCAUCUAUUCCUGGCAUUGGUGUCACUCGAGGACUUCUUCGUGUUCUCAGGCUAUACAUCGCUGCCGUCGACAAUCAUCAUCGGCGGCAUGGCUCGCAGAAACGAGGCGCACUUCGCUUCGGUGAGAGAGAACAGGGGUAUCGGCAACUAUGGACGACUCGGAGUGCUCGACUUGAUGGUUGGCACGACAUGCCCUGACGAGGAUGAUGUGAUGGACGAUGUCCAUGAUGAAGUCGAAAAGCACAAUGUCCAGGAACACAUCUCUGAUGCAGUUGGCUCUGGCAUGACCAAGGUGCAGAACAAGCAAAAGUCUCGUCGCCGGAAGUGAGGUGAGGUCAGGUGAGAUGAGGUGUGAGCAUUUCACACGUUUCCGUAUGUUGUAUCUAUCUUCCCUCAAGCCACCUUGACGACGACUUUUCCAAAGUGUCCACCCGAGUAUAGAUACUGAAUCGCCUCAUCCGCAUGAGCAAAGUCAAAGACCUUGUCGACCACGGGACGAAUGGCAUGCUUGGCGUAAAAUGUGCACAUCUCCUCGAAGCGGUCUUUGGGUCCGUUCAAAAUACCUUUGAUGGUCACGUUGCGUCGCAGAGCAAGCAAAUUGGUAUUCAGACGGUCGUCACCAGCAGCGUCCACUUUGCCCGAUAGAUAGCCCACAGCAUCAAUCAGGCCUCCAAAGGCAAUGCAAUCGAAGCUCUUGCGGAGAGUUUGCGCUCCUCCCGUCUCGAGGAUGAUGUCAGCUCCGUUAUUCUUGGUGAUUCUGUUCACUUCAUGAUGCCACUCGGGCGUGGUCUUGUAGUUGAUUCCGUAGGUCGCCCCCAUCUUCUUUGCCCGAUCGAGUUUGGCGUCAGAGGAUGAAGUGAUGAUGGUUUCCAACCCGGCUGCAUGAGCAAUCUGCAAGCAAGAAAUUGCCACGCCCCCUGUUCCCUGAAUCAACACGGUCUGGUUCGCAGUGCUGUUGUCGUCGUCGCCGCCGUCGUCCGCCGGAUGACCCAUGGGUCUGAAUUGGUUGAUCGACAUCCAAGCAGUGACGGCAGCAAUCGGAAGAGUUGCAGCUUCCUCAUCAGUGAGAUAUUCGGGGACCGCAACGAGGGAUUCUUCUGCAAAGCAUCUGUAUUCCGUCAGGACGCCGGAGAGGGGCAGACCCAGGCCACUGGUCAUGUCUGUCUCCUUGAUUUGGCCGGUGAGAUGCGUUUGGUUGAAUAUGGUCAUUACUCGUGCGCCUUCUUGCCAUUUGGUACUGGCUCCUGCGUCGACAAUGAUGCCGCAGGCGUCAGAGCAUGGUACGAGGCUUUCCGGAGAGCCUACGGAUUUAUGGUGGUUGUACAAGCCCAUAAUCACUUCGGUAUCACGAUAGUUGAGCGACACUGCGAGGAUCUUGACAAGGACCUCGCCAUCUUUGGGCUGGGGCUUGGUGGUUGUGGUGAAGUGGAGCUGGUCGAGGCCAUCGAAGCCUGUCGUCCACUGCUUGAUUGCCGUCAUGUCUUCUCGUGUUGAUGAUCAAAUGUCCAUGAGGACACUGAAGCCGCAUACAUACCUUAGGUACCUACAGGUACAUUUAGUAGUACUCGCAUCCAUUUGCAUGAUUGGU
Messenger RNA from Sphaerulina musiva SO2202, 2581 nucleotides. RefSeq names its product sterol desaturase family. The coding region runs from base 212 to 1321 and encodes 369 amino acids. Lineage: Eukaryota; Fungi; Ascomycota; Dothideomycetes; Mycosphaerellales; Mycosphaerellaceae. The transcript is spliced from 5 exons. The record is from RefSeq and is a predicted model, not a curated record. Gene Ontology annotation, biological process: ergosterol biosynthetic process. Gene Ontology annotation, molecular function: C-4 methylsterol oxidase activity.